This is a messenger RNA of Ixodes scapularis (black-legged tick), 2088 nucleotides long. Its product is annotated as nose resistant to fluoxetine protein 6. NCBI's taxonomy places the organism in Eukaryota, Metazoa, Arthropoda, Arachnida, Ixodida, Ixodidae. The record is from RefSeq and is a predicted model, not a curated record. Gene Ontology annotation, molecular function: acyltransferase activity, transferring groups other than amino-acyl groups. The transcript has 15 exons. Bases 1 to 2088 code for a protein of 695 amino acids.
AUGUAUUGGCUAUGUAGCGCUGCGUUCGCGGUAACGCUGCUUUCUAAUCUGUUGGCCGGAACCUUCGGUCAAGAGGAAGAGACCGUCACCAGGAGCCUGGAAUCGGAUAUUGAAGACGUCUUGGGUCUCUUGAUGAAAAAUAUCCUGCCGAUAGUCUCUGGUUUGGCGUUUAGUCCGAAACUUGGCUCGGCGUGCUCUUCGGACUUAUUCAAGAUCAUCAGCGCCGUUCAAAAGAGAGAUCCCUGGGUCAUAAGAAUGAUCUUAUCCAACGGCUUGCUGCCUAGCAAUCUUCUGGAAGGCAGCUUGCUCAGCCUCGGCGGAUAUGAACAGUGCCUCAAGACAAGAAUGUACGGCAGUGAUGGUGAACUCCGAUUCAAGGGACAGUACUGCACAGUCUUUAUUGAACCUCGGCAGUCAAUGUUGGAAUCGUUCGUCCACCACUUCCAAGCAGCCGGGGAAUUAUUGGGAAGGUUCGACCCAAUAAAAAUUACAACCGACACGAAUCUCGCAAAGAAAGCCUUAAGAUUGGGUACCUGUACACCCUCUUCCUGCAGUGCGGAGGAGAUACACUUGCUCGCAAAUGGACUAUUAAGAAUCUACGGAACAAAUGCCACCGUAAAAGGUUGCAGGACAGAUGACCCUAAGCGGGUUACAUUUCUUCAGCUUGUGUCUAUAGCCAACUUAGAAGAGUAUAUGUUGGGUGCUUUUUUCGGGCCUCUGAAGUUGGUGCUGAUAUUUUCGGCCAUCAACAACACGCGACGUCUGCUUCGAACGGAAACGAGAGCCGACAACAAACCCAUACUCUUCCUCAGCGGUGUCAAAGUCUUGCUCAUACUUUGGGUAAUAUACGGACACGUCUACGUGGUUGUUCAGCCGGAAUUCACCAGAAGUCCUUUUUUUAUGCUAGAGCUGACCAACAAGGUUUUGUUCCAAGUCGUCGUCAACGCUCUACUUAGUGUUUCCACAUUUCUCUUUCUCAGUGGAUUUGUUACAACCUUCCUGAUGCUUGGCCACCGAGACUUACUCAAGAAACGAUUUUUGAUUCCUGUAUACGUGAUUGGUGCUCUUCGGCGAUAUUUCAGACUAACGCUCCCCAUCGUGGUCGUGGUGCUGGCGGCUUUCCUGUUGCCCCUCCUGGCGGACGGUCCCGCAGACCAGGAACUGAUGGCGCAGCAAGUUGGCUCUUGCGCCGACAGAUGGUGGACCGUGCUCUUGCACUACAACAACUUCAACGCUAUACACGAAAUGUGCCUCAUUCAUCUUUGGUACGUGAGCACGGAUAUGCAGAUUUUCAUGGUCGUCGCUUUCCCACUCACACUUUUAUUCAUCAGGUAUCCAAAAUUUGCCCUCCUGGUUUCUGGUAUUCUUAUGCUGGGCUUCUCAAUUAUGACGUCCCUACAGACACAUUCCUGGCACCUUCUGUAUUCGGGCACUUCUGGAACAAAUGAUGGAGUACGAAUCUUGGAAACACUACGGUACAUCUACUUUCGUCCAUUCGCUCACGUCGCGACGUACGUGCUCGGUGCCGUCACAGGCUACGUCACCAUUAACUCCGGAAAAGCCAAGAUCCACCCGAUUGUGCGGGCAGCUCUCUGGCUCAUCUCACUGGGCCUCACGACGUCCGUGAUGUUCAUCACAUUCCGGUGGAAUCGAGGCCAGUUACCGAAUGAAAUCGCCAACGCACUGUACGGCGGCUUUCACCGCUUCUUCUGGUCUCUGGGCCUGGCAUGGCCGGCCUACGCAUGUGCCACUGGACGAGGAGGAAUUUUAAACGGGUUCCUAUCCUGGACAGCGUUUAUGCCGUUGUCACGAUUAACGUAUUGCAUCUACCUAGUUCACCUCCUCUUCAUUCUUUUACGGGUCGGAAGCAUGAAGACCCACACCUAUAUCGCAGAAUAUUUUCAGGUUACUACGGCGCUGGGUGUCUUCUGCAUCAGUGUGUUCUUCGCGUACCUCUUACACCUGGGCUGCGAGGCGCCCGUGCUUCAAAUUGAGAAAUUAAUAUUCGAUAAGCCAAUGAAGUCUCUCACCACUGACAAGAAACCCCCUGUUGUCUCCGAAGUUCUCCACGAGAAGUCCCAGUUGUGA